CAGAGAGACACGAGCGGUAGGGUAUACUGAACGAUACAGCCGGUUAGCAGUAUUUGUUGUUCCAAGGAUUCGACAAUGUCCUUUAAGCUGCCAAUUGUCGACCUUUCCAAAGCUCGGACUGAUCGCGAGGCUUUAGCGAAGGUGAUAGUGGAUGCCCUUGAGAACACAGGUUUCUUGUUCAUAGAUAAUAUAGAAGGGUUGGAUUUCGACCUCUGGUACAAGUGUUGUGAAUGGUUCUUCAAACAACCAGAGGAGUCAAAGAAAAAGCUACUGAGAAACUUUUGGAACCCAGAUAGCAAAAACGUUUACCGUGGCUAUUUCCCCGUUUUACCGAAUGAACCUAGCAGGAAGGAAGGAUUUGAGUUUGCGCGUGAUGUCCCUCCGAAUGAUCCAACAGUCAAGCCAAACAACUGGUUCUAUGAGAACUCUGUGUGGCCUGAAGAAGAUGGGACCUUCCCCUUUAAAGCAAACAUGAGGACGUUAUACGAAAAACUACACGAAACGGCCUUAGAGAUAUUGCGUCUUACGGCGAUCGGACUUGGUAUUGAAGAGGAUAUAUUCACCCCGUUGUUUUCAGACAAACCGUGUACAACAUAUCGGAUAAUGCAUUAUCCACCCUGGGAAGGUACUCCACCCGACAACGCCCGGAUAGAGGACGGAAAAGUUGUGAUAACACCAGAGCAUACAGAUACCAACUUCCUUACUCUGCUUGCGACAUUUCACUACAAAGGACUCGAGGUCAAGAUGCCCGAUGGCUCCUGGGCGGAAGUCGAGCCUCGACCAAAGAGUCUUGUUAUGAAUAUAGGCGACACGUUCUCCAGAAUGAUGGGAGGAAGGUUAAAAGCCACUGCUCAUCGCGUCAUAGACAUCGGUGUUGAUAGAUACACGUCUCCGUUUUUCUUCACACCCGGAUAUGACGCCGACAUCGGGAUUAACUUCAUGUCUAAGGCGACGGGCAUUGGCCCAGAUCACAUAUUUGAGAAAUAUGGUCCUUGGGUUUUGAACGUUAUCAAAAAUGUUAAAAAGUACUUCGAAUAUCGAGUUCUACCAGAUAUUGAUUGAAGUAACGUUUGUGUAAAUAACUAAAACUGAUGACAUAGUAUCUGAAUAGUCUAUCUAACGUAAUCAGUUAGCUUCCAUGUUCGGCGUUUGAUAAUUACAUAGCUUAUCAUCUAUUUAAAAUACUCAGAAAGAUUUCAGUGGUAAUGAAAUUUCCUAAAAUACCAGCAGCCUUCAGGGUAAGAAUGUUUACUGUUUGUUAAUGUAAGGUUAAGUGGUCAAGUUAAAUAUGUUGGUAUUAUAAUAUUGAAUUCCAUGUAUGCAAUUUUCCGGCUUCAAAGCAAAAUUGAUAUGAUUUGCCACAUAAAGGCGCCCAUCAAUAGUGUAUAUUUAUAGUGUAAAUCGUACAUAGCCUCGUGGUGUAUCAAAUGAUUGAAUUCGUUUAUCAAAUUCCAUAUGGCAUAUCCACUAAUAUAUCCUAUACAUAUAUUUAAAUACAGUGUAAUAGAAAGCAAUAUCACCAACUAUGUGACGUUGUUCAAAGUAUGCUGUCCAUAACGGAACGUGCCAUAAUACAUGACUGAAUGACUGGAAUUGCAGCUUACUUUAAUUCUUUUAUAUGUUAAAUGCAACACGGAAUAUCAAUAAAUGUGAUAGUCAUA
Pecten maximus is the source of this 1661-nucleotide messenger RNA. RefSeq names its product 2-oxoglutarate-dependent dioxygenase citB-like. The record is from RefSeq and is a predicted model, not a curated record. Gene Ontology annotation, molecular function: dioxygenase activity. The coding region runs from base 76 to 1062 and encodes 328 amino acids. The transcript has 2 exons. NCBI's taxonomy places the organism in Eukaryota, Metazoa, Mollusca, Bivalvia, Pectinida, Pectinidae.